Molecule: messenger RNA, 3337 nt
Organism: Spinacia oleracea (spinach)
Lineage: Eukaryota; Viridiplantae; Streptophyta; Magnoliopsida; Caryophyllales; Amaranthaceae
Product: heterogeneous nuclear ribonucleoprotein Q
Exons: 11
Coding region: 152-2686 (844 amino acids)
Molecular function (GO): RNA binding
Source: RefSeq, a predicted model, not a curated record
GUUCCUUAAAAUUUCCGUCAAAAACACACGAAGUACUUCCUGUUUAUCUGUUGUUCAAACACCCGACUAUUCUAGGGUUUCAACCUUACCACCAAAAAUCGUCAAAACUCUCAAAAUUACCACCAAAUCAAUCCGAUAAACCCUCAAAAUCAUGAGGACUCGAAACGCUAACGCCGUUAAAACGCCGACAUCCCAGAAAAAGACACCGCCGGCGAAAAAGUCCGCCGUCAAAACGCCUACUCCACCCACGCCACCGGUGGAUUCUACGGCGGAGACGACGACGGUGAAGAGAACACCCAAAUCUGUCGCUUCUAAAACUCCCGAAUCCCCCUCUACUCCAUCUAUCGUCGUCCCUAAAUCCGAACCUGCAGAUGAACAAGCACAAGCAUCAGCUGAAAAAGCUAUUGUAUCACCACCUACCAAAGGAACUACUACUAAAAAGGUGACAAAGAGAAUAGUGAAAAGGAAGGUUAUCAGACCCAAGACUCCUGCUUUGGUUAAAGAUGAAACAGUGGCAGCUGCAAAAACGGAUGAUGUUGUUGAAAACAAGGUUGAGGUAGACCGAAAAGACGAGGAUACAACGGAUGUAAAGGUUGUAGAGCUUUUGAAAUCGGAUGAAGUGGUCAUGAAAGAUGCAGAAUCUGUAGAGCAAGAGGAACCAAAAACUGAAGAAAAGGGUGCAGAUGAAGGAGAACCCCCCCUAGACAAGGGGAAAGAAAAGAUGGAUGUUGAUGAAUCAUCAGUUGUGGAAGCUGAGCCAACUGAAAUACCUGUAGUAAAUGAGGAGCCUAAUGAAGUUAUUGAAACCAAGGUGGAGAAGGAUAUGGAUGAUGAAGAUCCCGAGGAAGACGUGGAUGAUGACGUGGAAAAACUGGAGUCUGAAAAAGGGUUACAGGAUAAGUUAGAGAAUGUGGAUGAUGCUCAAAAGCAAGAGAAUAAUGUGGAUGAUGCUCAAAAGCAAGAGAAUAAUGUGGAUGAUGCUCAAAAGCAAGAGAAUUUUAUUGAAAAUGAGAUGCUAAAGAAUAAGGAUGAUGAUGAGAAGAUGGAGAAUUUGGAAAAACAAACUGCUGCUGAACCAGAAGGUGAAGAAGAGGCUUGUGCUGCUGAGGAAAUUGAGUAUGGUGAUGAAGAGGGUUUUGUGGAACCUCGGGAUGAGGACCUUCAAGAGGAUGAGGAGCCUGAGACUGGGGAUGAGAUGAAGGUUUCAUCAGAAGGGGAGCACACGGAAUUGUUUGCAGCAGCAGCGAAAGAGCGCAAGGUCAAGAAAGAACUUGAGAUUUUUGUUGGUGGGUUAGAUCGUGAAGUUGUCGACGAUGAUGUGAAGAAGACCUUUGAGAAGGUUGGAGAUGUGGUUGAAGUUAGACUACUGAAGGAUCCAUCAACAAACAAGAACAGGGGAUUUGCAUUUGUGAGGUUCGCGACUAAAGAUCAAGCUAAGCGGGCCUUAACAGAAAUGAAAAAUCCUGUUAUACGUGGUAAGCGAUGUGGGACUGCGCCUAAUGAGGACAAUGACACUUUAUUCCUGGGAAAUGUCUGCAAUACAUGGACAAAGGAAGCGAUAAAACAAAAGCUCAAAGAUUUUAAUGUAGAAGGUGUUGAGAACAUCACACUUGUUCAAGACCCCCGUCAUGAGGGUUUAAGUCGUGGAUUCUGCUUCAUUCAGUUUGCUUGCCAUGCGGAUGCGAUGUUUGCGUAUAAAAGGCUUCAAAAGCAAGAUGCGGUAUUUGGUCACACCGAGAGGACUGCAAAGGUUGCUUUUGCUGAGCCUCUUCAGGAACCGGAUCCUGAAGUGAUGUCCAAGGUUAAAUCAGUUUUUGUAGAUGGACUUCCUCCUCACUGGGACGAGGAUCGUGUUAGGAAGCAUUUCAAAGUUUAUGGUGACAUUGAACGUAUUACACUGGCUCGCAACAUGUCACAAGCUAAGCGGAAAGAUUUUGGUUUUGUUGAUUUCACUGCUCAUGAGUCUGCCAUUGGUUGCAUAGAGGAUGUGAAUAAAAGGGAGUUGGCGGAUGGAAACUCAAAGACAAAAGUAAGAGCAAGGCUUUCCAAUCCUUUGCCUAAAACCCAAGCUGUGAAAGGAGGAAUGUGUGGUGGUUUUCGAAUUGGCCGACCUACCGGAAGGAGCUUUGGGCGUCCUGCACCUGUUGUGAAUCGACCAAACUUUCAGUAUGGAAGACCUUCACGUGGUCAGUUCAAUGAGCCUGUUGGACCAUAUGGGCGAAGAGUUCCUUUUAAUAGAGGUGGCCAUGGGGCACCUGGGCCUAGUGCUGCUGGAAGACCUAAUUUUGGUGGACCUAGAGAUAUUGAUCGUGGCCUUGCAAGACCUGUUCCUCCAAGGAGAGCCCCAUUCCAACUUGACGAUGGUGGCUAUUCAAGAACUUACAUGGGUAGGCAAUAUGAUGAUCCAUACGUUUAUGAUGACAGCCAUGGAUUAAAGCGCCCAUUUUAUAUGACUGAACAAGAUCCUACUUAUAUGGAGCCAAGUCGAGUUCGUCCUCGAUUUGAUUAUUCCGGUUCUGGUCGUGGUACUCAUUUCAGAGGUACAGAUACUUAUGGAGCUGGCAGUAGCUUUUAUUCAAGUGGAUAUUAUGGUCCUGAUUAUGGUGCUCGACCCAACCCUUCUUUCAACAGCCGGGAUCGUCCUUAUGGAGGUGGUGGUAAUGGGCCUCAUGGUUACUACUAUUAGAUUAAGUGUAGAACCAAGGAAACUAAGGUGAUAGGUUUCAGCAAAGGCUAAUGGACCAGAGGCUUGCUGUUGGGAGCUGUUGUUUCCUGCUUCCUUCUCCACUCUUUUCACUCAUUACUCUACCUGUUCCUUCACUAUCUUUAUAUUUUCUUCAUCACUCGAAACUUGGUGUAGUCGUGUGUUCGUGACAUCAGUUCCGUAUCAUAAGCUGGCUUUAUCUGAUCUAGUCUAGGCUUUUCCCCCCUUUUGAAUGAUUGGGACUAGAGUCCAUCCCAGAUUCGCAUAAUGGAGAAGCUGAAAGAUAAUGGCUUUGAGUGACCGUUCGCAGUUUGAGGAUGUAUUGUUGCCUUGUGGUUUCUAAAGUUAAGUCAUUUGUUCUUACUCGAUCUGUUGUCACAACUUGGAGUAUAAUGAAGAGUGACUUGUGGAGAAGGCUUUUUAGUUAAUGAUAUUAUCUAAUAUUGGAAAGAAACAUAGAAGCCAGCUUCUCUUGUGCUUUUGGGAUUUCUGUGGAAUAAAUCUGAAGAAUAUUUUGGCUGGAAAGAGUGGGUACAGAACUUGUGUCAGUGCUCAAGUAAUGCUUUAUGGAUCCUAGUACUUUGAACUUUUGAAUGUAUCGAUCUCAAUAUUGGAUAUUUUUUUGUUAUCUAA